Messenger RNA from Eucalyptus grandis, 1272 nucleotides. RefSeq names its product UDP-glycosyltransferase 91C1-like. The record is from RefSeq and is a predicted model, not a curated record. The transcript has a single exon. The coding region runs from base 1 to 1272 and encodes 423 amino acids. Gene Ontology annotation, molecular function: UDP-glycosyltransferase activity. Lineage: Eukaryota; Viridiplantae; Streptophyta; Magnoliopsida; Myrtales; Myrtaceae.
AUGGACAACGAAGAGAAGAAGCUUCACGUAGCGAUGUUCCCAUGGCUCGCUUACGGCCACCUCAUGCCCUUCCUCGAGGUCGCCACUUUCUUAGCUCAAAAGGGUCAUCGCGUCUCCUUCAUCUCCACCCCGAAAAACCUCCAAAAGUUCCCCGCGGACCUCCCUCCCUCCAUGACCCUCGUCGAGCUUCCCUUGCCCCGCGUCCAUGGCCUCCCUGACUCAGCCGAGUCGACCUCCGAGUUGCCACAUAACAUGGUCCCUUACCUUAAGAAGGCAUACGACAUGCUCGAGCCAGCUGUUGCUGAGUUUCUUGCCAACUCGGACGUUGACUGGGUGAUCCAAGACUUCGUGUCUUUCUGGUUACCCCAAAAGGCGAGACGAGUCGGUGUUAAAUCGGCGUUCUUCUGCAUAUUCAACGCCACCGCCCUUGUCUUCGCCGGUCCACCGUCUCUUCUCAUUGACAGUCAGGCCCGGGUCAAGACGGCGGAGGACUUGACGGUCGUUCCCGAGUGGGUUACUUACCCCACCAAAGUCGCGUACAGGCUUCACGAGGUGAUUAACGAAGAGGAUAUCGUGGACAGUGACUCUAACACGUCCGGUUUGGAAAGGUUAGGCAGGUCAAUAUUGGGUUGUGAUAUCGUGGCCGUGAGGGCCUGUAGCGAGUUCGAGGCUGAGCCGUUGAGUCUACUCAAGAAGCUACACGCGAGCCCCGUGGUUCCGAUGGGGCUUUUGCCGCCCCAGAACAAAAGACGCCACGAAGGAGACGGGAGAUGGAGCGAGCUAAAACAAUGGUUGGAUGAUAGGAAAGAGAAGUCCGUGUUCUACGUCGCCCUCGGCACCGAGGUGGCUCUGAGUCAAGAGUCCAUGCACGAGUUGGCGUGUGGGAUUGAAAAGUCAGAUUUGCCCUUCGUCUGGGUGGUAGGCCCAAAGGCCAGCCCCGGGACUAUCCCUUCCGGAUUCGAAAGUCGGGUGUUGGGUCGAGGCUUCGUCUGGGUGGGCUGGGCUCCUCAGCUCGACAUCCUGGCCCACCCGUCAGUCGGUGGGUUCUUGACGCACUGCGGGUGGAGCUCGAUCAUAGAGGCCCUCGGGCAUGGCCGGGCAUUGAUCCUGUUUUCCGGGGGCUUCUCGGACCAAGGGCUGAUGGCAAGGUUGAUGGACGAGAGGCGGGUCGGGUGGGAGGUGCUGAGAGACAGCCGAGACGGGUCAUUCACAAGCGACUCGGUAGCGGAGACGAUAAGGCGGGUCAUGGUGGAGCCGAGGGAAAGGAGGUGA